GCAGCAUCGCCGUGACAGCGGGGACACCCGUGGCUGUGGCCACGUGUUCAUAAAAGGCCAGGCAAAGCAAACCUCCCGCCCACCGGGAGAGGAACGGGCCGUGCUCAGGGAUGCUACCCAGGGCACCAGGGGUCAAGGCGGAGAGACAGACAGACCGACAGAGGAAGGUGUCUCCAGGCGCAGCCAAUCGCAAUCCCCGGCGCUCGCUCCCACCCCCUGCCCUGCAGCCGGCGGCGGCCGCGCCGCGUGUGACCCUGCAGACGGCGGUAGCUGGUGUGUGGCGCUUGUCUCGGCCAUGCCGUUCCUGGAGCUGGAGACCAGCCUCCCGGCCGCUCAGCUGCCCCAGGGCUUCGCCGGCAAGCUGUGCUCGGCCGCCGCUGCCAUCCUGAGCAAGCCCGAGGAGAGGAUAAACGUCACUGUGAAGAGCGACUUGCCCAUGGUGGUUGGCGGCUCCGCAGCGCCCUGCGCUCAGCUGCUCGUCUCAUCCAUCGCAGUGGUGGGAACCGCGGAGCAGAACAGAGGGCACAGUGCCAAGUUCUUUGAGUUCCUUACCAAGGAGCUGGGGCUCGGUGCAGACAGGAUUCUGAUCCGUUUUUAUCCACUGGAGCCUUGGCAGAUUGGCAAGAAAGGAACUGUCAUGACUUUCUUAUGAUCUCUUCAAGAAACCCAU
Molecule: messenger RNA, 670 nt
Organism: Chrysemys picta bellii (western painted turtle)
Lineage: Eukaryota; Metazoa; Chordata; Testudines; Emydidae
Gene: DDT
Product: D-dopachrome tautomerase
Molecular function (GO): phenylpyruvate tautomerase activity
Source: RefSeq, a predicted model, not a curated record